AUGGCCGAUGAGACCAGCCACCCCAUCUUCCAGACCGCGUACGUGGUUGCCCCGCCCGUCACUGAGCAGAAGGAGCUGCUGAAGGCCAUGCACAUGAUCGACGACGGCACAGCCCCCCUGACCCUGCAGCUGCGGGUGCAGCCGCCGGGGAGCCCGCCGCAGGGUAGGCCGCAGGAGCUGCAGCUGCAGCUGCUGUUCUGGGAGGACGUCUUCAGCGUGGAGAGUGCGCGGAGUCUCAAGGACCAGCUCGGAGUGCUCUUCGCCGCCAUCGGCCAGAGGGUGGACUCCCUGGCGGUGCCGCUGCCAGAGGUGCCAGCCAUGAGCCAGAACCAGUAUGCCGAGAUCAAGGAGUGGAGCGACAAGGCGAACUACAGCAAGUUCAAGCCUGGGCAGAUGCACGUCAAGUUUCUCGAGCAGGCCAAGCGGAGGCCCGACGACAGGGCAAUCGUGGAUUGCCUGGAGGACGGCCGCGCUGUGGAGUACUCGUACAGGGAGUUCCACUCCAUGUGCAAGGACGUGUGCAGCGUGCUGACGGACGAGUUCGGCGUGGGUUUCGACCAGAUGGUGCCGCUCCUGUUCGACCGCGGCGUGAUGAUGCUCGUGGCGAUCUACGGCGUGCUGAUGGCUGGCGGCGCGUACGUCCCGCUCGAGCCGCACUACCCCAGCGCGAGGAUCCUCGGGAUCUUGCAGCAGCUCAUCCCCAAGGCAGUGAUCACGGUGGACACGCUCCUCGACAAGAUCACGCCAGACGCCCUCCACGCUGGCACCCUGUCCUGGGCCGUGGUUCAGCUGAGCGCGGUGAGCCGCAGCAUGGGCAGGACCACCGUCGCGCACAAGGACCUCCUGCAGAUCCGCACCGUCCCUGCGCGCCCGCCGCACACCGGUGCCGCGGAGAGCAUGACGAGAGCGGCGCUGGCGCGGCAGGAGAGGCGGGCCAGGGGCUCGUGUACGUGUUCUUCACGAGCGGCUCGACCGGGGUGCCGAAGGGCGUCCAGGUCGAGCACGCGGGCCUGCGGCACAGGGUGGAGUGGAUGCAGGAGGUGUACGGCCUGGGGCCUGGGCAGGCGACGAUCCUGA
Messenger RNA from Prorocentrum cordatum, 1077 nucleotides. Lineage: Eukaryota; Dinophyceae; Prorocentrales; Prorocentraceae. The record is from the annotation of a GenBank genome assembly.